AUGGUCGACCAUUUCCUCGACCACGCGUCGAACGGCAAAAAUUUCACAGUCACUGACUACGCAUACUACUCUGGACUUGUGCGCGCCAAGUGCAAGCGCACAAAUGGUCAAUACUCAUUGACAUGGAGCUUUCUACACAAGUUUCUAGGAUCUGGAAGCGCCGCUCUUAUGUACGGGGUCUUUGGUGGGGUUGUGGAUGACUUAAGGAUCUGGUUGACUGAAGAACGUCUUCCGGACGGGUGGGAGCCCAAGUCCAGAGCGCCGUUAGGAUGGACUAUCACCCAAGCUCAAGCCAUUUCCCUCGCAGUCGAAUUCAACAUCAAUGAGCAGCAAAAGCUCGCUCCCAAGGAUGAAGCUUACCUCCAGUCCAAUGAAGGGCAGUUACUCGAUCUGUAA
Penicillium verhagenii is the source of this 396-nucleotide messenger RNA. RefSeq lists its product as uncharacterized. The record is from RefSeq and is a predicted model, not a curated record. NCBI's taxonomy places the organism in Eukaryota, Fungi, Ascomycota, Eurotiomycetes, Eurotiales, Aspergillaceae. Bases 1 to 396 code for a protein of 131 amino acids. The transcript has 3 exons. Gene Ontology annotation, molecular function: peroxidase activity.